Strigops habroptila (Kakapo) is the source of this 1309-nucleotide messenger RNA. It is a transcript of the gene PRL, whose product is annotated as prolactin. Bases 316 to 1005 code for a protein of 229 amino acids. Lineage: Eukaryota; Metazoa; Chordata; Aves; Psittaciformes; Psittacidae. Gene Ontology annotation, biological process: positive regulation of cell population proliferation; response to nutrient levels; positive regulation of receptor signaling pathway via JAK-STAT. The record is from RefSeq and is a predicted model, not a curated record. Gene Ontology annotation, molecular function: hormone activity. The transcript is spliced from 5 exons. Gene Ontology annotation, cellular component: extracellular region.
AGGAUCAAUGGCAUUUGCACCUCAUUCAGGACAAAGAUUUGGCACUCUCUUCAUCUAACCAUACUUAGAAUCCUACAGCCAAACUUAUUAAUGAAAUUCCCUCUCACAGUUAAAAAUAAAAAACAAAAAAUACUGAAUAUGAAUGUGGAAGAAAAGCAAUUUGAUGUUUGUAAUUAUCGAGGUAAACUCCAUGACCUGCUGAAUGUAUGCAAAAUGGACCCUGGAUGGUGUAUAUAAAAGUGGCAUGUGCAGGGAAUAAGAGCAAGUAUUGAGACUUCUUUCUGGUAGAGCAAGUCAUCAUACAGGACCUCUACCAUGAGCAAUAAGGGCGCUUCACUGAAAGGUUUGUUGCUGGCAGCCCUUCUGGUAUCCAACCUGCUCCUGACAAAGGAAGGAGUGACCUCCUUACCAAUCUGCCCCAAUGGAUCUGUCAAUUGCCAAGUUUCCCUCGGGGAACUUUUUGACAGAGCAGUUAAACUUUCACACUACAUCCACUUCCUCUCUUCAGAAAUGUUCAAUGAGUUUGAUGAACGCUAUGCUCAGGGCCGGGGUUUUAUUACAAAAGCUGUUAAUGGCUGCCACACUUCCUCCUUAACCACUCCUGAAGAUAAGGAGCAAGCUCAGCAGAUUCAUCAUGAAGACCUGCUAAAUUUAAUACUGGGAGUGCUGCGCUCCUGGAAUGAUCCCCUGAUCCAUCUGGCCUCUGAAGUACAAAGAAUCAAAGAAGCUCCAGAUACCAUCCUCUGGAAGGCUGUAGAGAUCGAAGAGCAAAACAAGCGGCUUCUAGAAGGAAUGGAGAAAAUAGUAGGGCGGGUUCAUUCUGGCGAGAUUGGAAACGAAAUUUACUCUCCAUGGGAAGGCCUUCCUUCCCUGCAACUUGAUGAUGAGGACUCCAGACUCUUUGCCUUUUACAACCUGCUGCAUUGCCUCCGCCGAGAUUCCCACAAAAUCGACAAUUAUCUCAAGGUUCUGAAGUGCCGCCUAAUCCAUGAUAGCAAUUGUUAAUUACUCAUGGGCCUGAUCACUUACUGAAAUCAUUUAUCAUGGUGUUCUUGUUGCUUUGCCACUUUUCAUUACAAACUUUAUGAAAAGUCACACUGUACAGUAUCGGGAUCAUCAGUACUUUUCAGGCAUGUUUGUGUGAAUUCUGGCUGCAACAAUUAGGAUCAUUUAUCUUGGUGUUUUAAAAUGUUAUAAAUACUUGUAUGACAAGAAUACACUUUUCUGUCUAAUCUAAACUCCUCACCUAGUAGAUUUCAAUGGUAAUCAGAUAAUGUAGAUAAAAAUAAAAACGUUAUUAAAUCCAAAA